ACAUUGAUAAAUCAUCUACCUCAAAAUUGAUAAAUCUACACACAGAGAGAGUUUGUAAUUCAUUUAUUUCUGAAAAAUGGAGAAAGUUGGCAAAAGAUUGGCAGUUCUAGUUGGCUGCAACUAUGAAAACACAAAAUACAGGUUACAUGGAUGUCACAACGAUGUUUUAGCCAUGAGAAAAGUGCUCGUAAAUCGAUUCGGGUUCGAUUCACAGCACAUUGAACUGAUCAUGGAUAAAUCAGGCAGCCUUGUGAUGCCCACUGGAGCUAAUAUCAAGAAGGCACUUAACAAAAUGGUUGAUGAAGCUGAACCAGGGGAUGUUUUGUACUUCCAUUUUAGUGGACAUGGAACAUUGACUGGAAAAAAGAAGCAAGAAGAAGCUAUCAUUCCAGUUGAUUUCAAUUAUAUUACUAAUGUUGACAUUCGAAAAAUUGUGAAUCGCGUACCAGAAGGAGCAACUUUCACCAUCCUUUCAGAUUCUUGCCAUAGUGGAGGCCUAAUUGACAAAGAGAAAGAGCAAAUUGGACCAUCUCAUCACAAGCCCAAAUAUCAAGAAGAGGGAAAUAAUAAUAACAACUACGCUUCCUUCCCAAACAAAUUGGGAUCGACAUCACAAUCUUAUUACAAGCGCAAAUUCAUCCCUCACGAAACUGUCUUGGAACAUCUCACAUCCUUAACAAACAUAAGCACCUUAGAUAUUGGAUCACACAUGUUACAACUCUUUGGAAAUGAGGCUAGUGUUCUGUUUUCUUUGCCUCAAGUGGAGUUAGAUUUGUUGAAACCUCUUAAACAAGAUGAGGGUAUUUUGCUAAGUGGAUGUCAAGCUAAUGAAACAUGUCAAGAUGUAGGGGGAGGCAAUGAGAAUGAUGAAAAAUCUUAUGGGGCAUUUAGUCAUGCAAUAUUAAUUGUGUUGAAGGAAAAUUGUGGUCCUCUUAGUAAUAAAGAGUUGGUGUUGAAGUCUAGGGAUGUUUUGAAAAAUGAUGAACAUAUUGUGACUCAACAUCCUUGUCUCUAUUGUAGUGAUGAAAAUGCUCAAGCAGUUUUCUUGAGUCAAGGUUAAGGUCAAAUGCUAUUAUAAUGUAAUUGAUAUAUCAUAAUUAUGACGAUAAUGAUGAAAUAAAAAAAUAAAAUUUAUGCA
Molecule: messenger RNA, 1138 nt
Organism: Lycium barbarum (goji berry)
Lineage: Eukaryota; Viridiplantae; Streptophyta; Magnoliopsida; Solanales; Solanaceae
Product: metacaspase-9
Exons: 3
Coding region: 77-1060 (327 amino acids)
Biological process (GO): proteolysis
Molecular function (GO): cysteine-type endopeptidase activity
Source: RefSeq, a predicted model, not a curated record